ACUUCUCUCAUUCUUUCAAACACAAAUUAUCUUCUCCAAUGGAUUCAGCAAACCUCAAACAACGACUCACCACACCCGAUCAAUCUACCAGUGAACAUGAAAUUAAAACCAAAAAAGACAAACGAAUGAUAAUGGCAAAACGCGGUCUUAGAUCACUCAUAAUAGCAGUUUCCUUCCCUCUCUCAAUUAACCUUUUAUCCAUUUACAUAUCCUCUUCCUUUUCCUCCUCCAACCACAACAAUAAAAUCAUGUUCGGUUCAAAAAAGCCCUUCUGGUUUCCACCUUUGUGGGCCCUACACCUCAUCUGUCCUGCUUCAAGCUUCUUAAUGGGCCUUUCAGCUUGGAUGGUUUGGGCUGAUGGUGGUUUUCAUAGAAACCCAACUGCUUUGUUGCUUUACUUGCUUCAGCUUCUCUUUACUGUGUUGUGGGACCCUGUUGUUUUUGGAGUUGGAGCAACGAGUUUUGGAUUGAUGCUUUGUUUUGGAAUUUUUGGGAGCAUGUUUGGGUGUAUGCUUGUGUUUGGGAAGGUUAAUUCGGUUACACGUGAUUUGAUAAAGCCGUGUUUGGCUUGGAUUGCUUUUCUUUUCAUUGUAAAUCUGAAGCUACUUUUUAUCUGAAGAAAACAUACACACCCAGCUUCAUGUGUUGUGUUAGACACACACACUUGGUGUAAAUAAUAUAUAUAUAUAUAUAUAUACCACUAUUUUGUACUUUUUUAGAUGUUUUGUAAUUUUUACGUCCAAAGAUGAUUAGUGUAUGUGCUAGAUUUGGAGUGUAAAUAUAUGUUCAGUCAAAGCAAAAAGAGUGUAAAUAUAUAGAUUGCAUUUUUGUGUUUUUAAUAUUAUUUCCUUUAGGACUGGGAUUUGAACGAAAUAAUAUCUUUGUGUUUGUUUUUAUUGUCA
Molecule: messenger RNA, 902 nt
Organism: Cicer arietinum (chickpea)
Lineage: Eukaryota; Viridiplantae; Streptophyta; Magnoliopsida; Fabales; Fabaceae
Product: translocator protein homolog
Cellular component (GO): membrane
Source: RefSeq, a predicted model, not a curated record